AGUUGUUUCAUGGAAUAGCGGAGAGGAACCUCAGAAAAGCAGAAAGAGAAGUGGAAGCGCAGCAACAGCGAAAGCAUCAUCUUCUACAACUGAGAAUACACGCGGUUUCAUGGCUCCUCCCAAGCCUCACAAAAUUCUAAUGGUGGCUGAGAAGCCCAGCAUCGCUCUUUCUAUCGCUUCCGCUCUCUCUGGUGGUCAUAUGUCUACCAGGCGGGGUGGUAGUAGUACAGAAGUCCAUGAAUUUAAUGGAACCUUUCGUGGAUCUAAUGCACAAUAUAAGGUGACAUCAGUUAUCGGGCAUGUUUUCAGUGUAGAUUUUCCUGCAAAAUAUCAAGACUGGACGGUUACAGAUCCUCUGGAUCUUUUCCAAGCUCCAAUUCUUAAGGCAGAAUCAAACCCAAAGGCUCAUAUAUGUAGGCAUUUGAGUCAAGAAGCUCGUGAUUGUGGUCAAUUGGUUCUAUGGUUGGAUUGUGAUCGUGAAGGAGAAAAUAUAUGUUUUGAAGUUGUUGAGUGCACUGGUUUUCAUGGAAAUGAGGCUAGAAGAAGAGUAUAUCGUGCACGGUUUUCUUCUGUUACCGAGAAAGACAUUUUGAAGGCCAUGGACAACCUUGUUGAGCCAAAUGAGGAUGAGGCUAGGGCUGUAGAUGCUCGGCAAGAGAUAGAUUUAAAAGUUGGAGUAGCAUUUACACGAUUUCAAACUAGUUAUUUCCAAGGAAAAUAUGGCAAUCUUGACUCCAGAGUUAUCUCAUAUGGUCCUUGUCAAACUCCUACUCUUGGCUUCUGUGUACAGCGCUACUUGCAAAUUAAUACUUUUAAGCCAGAGAAGUUUUGGGCCUUGCAUCCUUAUAUCACACACAAUGGCUAUGAACUUCAGUUGGAAUGGGAACGUAACAAGCUGUUUGACUUAGAUGUUGCUGUGAUGUUUCAAAAGUUGGUAAUGGAGGAUGGAAUUGUAGAAGUUACUGACAUAUCAGAAAAACAGGAAAGCAAAAGUCGACCUUCUGGUCUCAAUACGGUUAAUCUUCUGAAGGUUGCUUCAAGUGCAUUAGGCUUUGGACCUCAAAUGGCUAUGCAAUUAGCUGAACGCUUAUAUACUCAAGGUUUCAUCAGCUAUCCACGCACGGAGAGUACAGCUUAUCCCUCUUCAUUUGACUUUAAAAGCACACUUGGCAUGCAAACAAAUAAUCCAACAUGGGGUGAUUAUGUACAGAAACUACUGGAUGAUGGUUUUCAUAGGCCACGAUCAGGAACCGAUGUUGGUGACCACCCUCCCAUAACUCCAAUGCGGGCAGCAAAUGAGGAUAUGUUAGGCAAUGAUGCUUGGAAAUUAUACCAGUACGUCUGUCAACAUUUUAUAGGCACUGUAUCCCCUGACUGCAAGUAUGUAAGGAAUAAGGUAGAAUUUUCAAUUGGUGGCGAAAUCUUUCGCUGUAUAGGGCAGCAUGUUAUAGUCAAAGGCUUUACAUCUAUUAUGCCAUGGCUGGCAGUAAAUGAAAAAAAUCUUCCUCAGUUUAAAAAGGGAGAAAAAAUAGAAGUUUCAAAAGUUGAGCUCUAUGAGGGGGAAACCAGUCCUCCAGAUUAUCUUAGUGAAAGUGAGCUGAUAUCCCUAAUGGAGAAGAACGGGAUAGGCACAGAUGCAUCCAUUCCUGUGCAUAUUAACAACAUAUGUGAGCGCAACUUUGUGCAGGUGCAAGCUGGAAGGAAGUUGGUUCCAACUGCUUUGGGGAUCAGCCUAAUAAGAGGCUAUCAGUGCAUUGAUCCAGAUCUUUGUUUGCCAGACAUUCGAAGUUUCAUUGAGCAGCAGAUUACUCUUGUUGCCAAGGGUCAAGUGGAUCACUCUCGUGUGGUGGAGCAUGUACUACAACAAUUCAAGCAGAAGUUCAUUUAUUUUGUGAAGCAGAUUGAAAACAUGGAUGCAUUAUUCGAAGCACAAUUUUCCCCACUGGCUGAUUCAGGUCGUGCACUUAGUAAAUGUGGCAAAUGCCUGCGGUAUAUGAAGUACAUUUCUACCCAACCAUCACGUAUGUAUUGUGGCACAUGUGAGGAGGUCUAUUAUCUUCCUCAAAAGGGCACAAUCAAGCUGUACAAGGAACUCACAUGCCCUUUAGACAACUUUGAGCUGUUAAUCUUCUCCUUGGCUGGCCCAGAGGGCAAGUCAUUCCCUCUCUGUCCAUACUGCUACAACAGUCCUCCAUUUGAAGGUAUAGACACACUCUUUGGCGCCACCAAGACCAGUAGUACUGGAAAGCUGGGGAAGGGAGCUGGAAUGCCUUGCUUCCUUUGCCCACACCCCACAUGCCCACAUUCUCUGAUAGCCCAAGGAGUCUGUGCCUGCCCAGAAUGCAGUGGAACACUUGUUCUAGAUCCAGUAAGUGCUCCCAAAUGGAGGCUUUACUGCAAUAUGUGCAAUUGCCUUGUCUACCUCCCUCAAGGCGCUCACAAAAUUUCCACAACUCGGGACCGGUGUCCAGAAUGUGAGUCUACAAUAUUGGAAGUGGAUUUCAAUAAGAAAACAACACCUUUGCUGGAUGGAUCUACUUUGUAUACUGGUUGUAUACUAUGCGAUGAGUUGCUUCAUUCACUUGUGGAGAUGAAGCAUGGCAAGUCAUUCUUCAAACGCAUGGGUUCGAGGGGGAGAGGAAGAGGAUCAGGUAGAGGGGGAUUUAGAGGAAGAGGACGAGGUGGGAAAUGGGAUGACCCCAAAAUGAGCUUCAGAGACUUCUGAGAACUUUAGUGCUUAAAACAUCAUACUGUUUCGACAUUAAAUCUGCCAAAACUUCUUGGGUUUAUUGAGGAAGUGUUGUUUUCCAUAUGUAAUGGCUUGAAAUCUUGAAUGAUCGGUUGAUAAAAAUGAACUCAUUUGCAGAACCUGUGUCACAUUAUAUUCUGCUAGUGAUUUAUUAAUUUUAAAACAUGCUUUUACAACUUCUUAUUGGUA
Vitis riparia (riverbank grape) is the source of this 2938-nucleotide messenger RNA. RefSeq names its product DNA topoisomerase 3-beta. The coding region runs from base 110 to 2725 and encodes 871 amino acids. Lineage: Eukaryota; Viridiplantae; Streptophyta; Magnoliopsida; Vitales; Vitaceae. The transcript has 15 exons. The record is from RefSeq and is a predicted model, not a curated record. Gene Ontology annotation, molecular function: DNA topoisomerase type I (single strand cut, ATP-independent) activity; DNA binding. Gene Ontology annotation, cellular component: nucleus. Gene Ontology annotation, biological process: DNA topological change.